Messenger RNA from Mesoplodon densirostris (Blainville's beaked whale), 4592 nucleotides. RefSeq names its product AT-hook transcription factor (gene AKNA). The transcript is spliced from 22 exons. Lineage: Eukaryota; Metazoa; Chordata; Mammalia; Artiodactyla; Ziphiidae. The coding region runs from base 220 to 4509 and encodes 1429 amino acids. Gene Ontology annotation, cellular component: centrosome. Gene Ontology annotation, biological process: neuroblast delamination; neuroblast division in subventricular zone; epithelial to mesenchymal transition. The record is from RefSeq and is a predicted model, not a curated record.
GGCCAGGGCGCCAUGGAGGCAGGGGGCUCCCCAGGUUUGGAACAAAGACUCCACAUGCAGGUCCCCUGAGCCUGGGCCAGCAGGACGGUGGUGGAGCCCGAGAGAGGCCACAGGCAGGAUGGCUGAUGCUGAGAGGAGCCGGCGGGAACUCUGGUGCCCAUAGGGGCAGCUCCAUCUCCUGAAGAUGAAGGGGCCCAGGUGAAACUCAGGCCAGGCCCAAUGGCCAGCUCCGAGACGGAGGUCCACUGGGCCGAGUCAGGCCUGGGAAAGGGGCCCCGGCGGAGGCGCUGGGCCUGGGCUGAAAAGGGAAAGGAUGCUGAUGGGAGUGGCACAUGCAGCUUGGUAGAAGAGGCGCCCUUUCCCAGCGCCACCAGCCCUGAGCUCCUGGAGGACUUCCGCCUGGCCCAGCAGUGCCUGCAGCCGCUGGAGUGGAGGGGCCCGGACUCACAGCCUGAUGGGCACCCAGAUCCUGAAUCAGGAGAGUCUGCAGAAGAGGAGUUUGAGGCAGAGGAUGUGGACAGCCCAGAGAGUUCCAACUUGCCACUCAACUGGCCCCCGCAGCAGGGUCCUCAACUGGACAUGACUGAAGAGGAGCCAGAUGAGGCCCUGGGAGGUGCUGAGGUCCAGGAAGCUGGAGAGAGCUCCCCAAGAUUGGGGUAUGAGACUGAUCUCAGCUCGGGGGGCAAUGGGAACACCAGCCCCAUGGCUCUGGGCUGGGGUCAACCCACAGGCUGGGUGGCUUCUGAUGAACAAGCCAGUGGAGACAAACUUCGAGAACAUUCUGAGGUCAACCCAACUGUGGACCUCAGCUCUGCCAGGUCAUGGAGCAGUGGAACUGUGACCCUCAACCCCAGUGGCAGUCUGGAUUCUACCUGGGAAGGAGAGACUGAUGUCCCCCCACCCGCUGCCCUGGCAGAAACGUCACCCCAGAGCUCCAGCCACCACCUCCUAAACCCAAACGAUAGAACUGGAGGAAGCGUUACUCUGCUGACGGCCACGGAAUUCCAGGAGUCCUCAGCCCCUCCAGCCCAGAGCGUCCAGUGUCCUGCAGAUAGAUGGAGGAGAGAAACCACCAGCCUCUCCUGCCCUCAGCCCGGGGACCAGUCCUGGAAGAGGACACGGAUAUCACCUAAGCCUCUCCCUUCCCGAUUCACCGGCUCCAUCAGCCCCCUGAAGCCUCCACCUAGGUCAGCUCGACAGGACAGGCCGCCGCCCAGGCCGGGAGCCACUCUGGCUGGUCACUCAUCUUCUGAUGCCCCCAAGUACGGCCAGGGUCGACUGAACUACCCGCUCCCUGAUUUCUCCAAGGUGGGACCCCGGGUGAAGUUCCCCAAAGAUGACAGUUACCGCCCCCCCAAAGCCAGGAACCACAGCAGGCUGCCUGAGGGCCCUGCCAGGCCACUGAUCUUCAAGUCACCUGCCGAGAUUGUGCGGGAGUUGCUGUCAAGCAGCGGAGAAGUCUGCCCGGGAGAGGACCCCCCUCCUACUCACCCCACCACCAGGGUACCCCGAGAAUUUCAGACACCCGAACAGGCCACCAAGCUGGUCCAUCAGCUCCAGGAAGAUUACCACAAGCUCCUUACCAAGUACGCUGAGGCUGAGAACACCAUCGACCAGCUGCGCCUCGGAGCCAAGGUGAACCUGUACUUGGACCCGCCCCAGCCCAGCCACAGCAUCCACACAGGGACGAUGCCCCAGGGAACCAAGGUCUUGUCCUUCACCAUCCCACAGCCCCACUCUGUAGAGCGGUGGCCAGGCCCCGCCAAGGGCCUGCAGACCUCUGAGGCUUCAGGGUGGCCAUCAGCUGAAGGAGACCUGAACCCCUCCUCGUACCCCAGCACACCCGCCCUAGGGUGGCUUCCGGAGGACCCGGGCAUCGCCCAGGACCAGCCCUCAGUGGAGCAGGCCCAGGAGCUGACUUCUCGUGCCAGUCGGUUCCUGGCCAAGGUGGAGUCCUUUGUAGAACUGCUACAAGCAGGACAGCUGACACCCCAGGACCAACUCAAGGUCUUCCAGCAGCUAAAGGCUGCCCACGCGGCCUUGGAGGAGGAGUAUCUGAAGGCCUGCAGGGAGCAACACCUGGCCCAGCAGCUUGCCGGCUCCACGGGGACGCCCGGGAGAUUUGACCCCGGCAGGGAGCUGGAGGCAGAGAUAUUCCAGCUGGGAAUUCGCCUGGAUGAGCUGAAGGACCACAUAGACCAGAACCAGCAGGAACCUGAGCCAGCCGGGUCAGACUUGGCUCUGGACAGCUCCCCAGCCAUGCCCUCCCCCGAACAGCCAACGGGCCUGCCCCCUUCUUUGGAGCAAGCCCCCACGCCUGCCAUCCAGACCCUCUGCCCUGAGCUCGACGCCAUCAACACUGGCCCCCACCCAUUGCACGUGAACUUGGAUCUGAGCGCUACCAGCAAUGAAGUAGAGGACAGGCCACUGGGCCUUCCGACCCCGCUCGGGCACAAGGAGCUGCGGGUGGAGCAGGAUUUCCACGGCCUCCUAGAGCGGUACCUCAGUGUGAAGUCUCUCCCGGAAGCCCUGAGGCUGGAGGAGGAGGAGGAGGAGGAGGAGGGGCAGGGCCACACCUUGGAAGUUGAGGGGCCAGCUUUAGCUUCAGGAAAAGCAGCAGCCACCAGGCUCCCCACCAGAGAGCCCCCAGCACAGGCUGAGAGAAGUCACGGGGGCCCCCUCGAGGAAAACGUGGAGCAGAUGGCGUCUGUGAAGCCAGCUUCCGUGGCCAGAGACAGGCACCUGCAGGGCCUGGACAAAGCUGAGGCAGCUCCUUCAGGCCCAAGCAGGCCCCCCCCACCUCAGGGCACCAAGUCUGCGGAGUCCCACCAGAGCAGUCUGACCAGCCUAGAGGGAAGUGGCAUCUCUGAGCGCCUUCCACCGAAGUCUCUGUGUGGAGCUGGCGGGCCCCACCUGGAGGAGCCCUGGAUGGCAUCCCCCGAGACAGACAGUGGCUUUGUGGGCUCAGAAACCAGCAGAGUGUCACCCCUCACUCAGACCCCAGAGCACCGGUUCUCCCAGAUCAGCACCCGAGGGACAUUAGCCCAGUCUUUCACUCCGUCUGUGCCCCGAGAUGCAACCUCCCACCACCAGACCAGGGGUCUUCCAGUACCCAGAAGAGCCUCUGAGCCCAUCAUACCCAGGAGCCGAGCCCAGAGGCCCCCACCUGGCCAAGACAGUCCUCUCGGGCAGAGGGCCCCCAGCUUCUGCCUGGAGCGGGCACUGGCGGCUGAGAUGGUGGUCCCUGGCUCAGAGUUCAAGGGGCGAAAGCAGCUUUCUGAGCAGCUCCCCCAUGGCGCGACAAUCAGCCUACCCCCGACCCUGGCCCCUGCAGCUGCCGCUCCACCCCAUGGGCCCACAGAGACCACCUCCACCUUCCUCCUCACCAGGACGGGGCGAGACCAGGCCAUCCGUGAGCUGCAAGAAGAGGUAUCCCGGCUCCGGCUCCGGCUGGAGGACAGCCUGCACCAGCACCCCCAGGGCAUCCCAAAGCGCCCAGCGUCCAACCUUGACCACCCCGCCCGGGCCCGGGACCAGCCAGCUGAUUCCUCAGCCACUUGGGGCUCCCAUUAUGGCAGUAAAUCCACAGAGAGAUUGUCUGGUGAGCCUGGGGGUGCAGAGCAAGCAGUCCCCGCGGGAAGGAGGCAAGCCAGGUCCUCCUUGGUGCCUCGGGAGGUGUCUCGAUUGUCCCUGAGUUCCGAAUCUGAGCCAGCCUCCCCCUGGCUGUUCUCUGAGAGGAACAAGACCACCGAGGACAGUCCACAGGCAGCUCGGGAUAGAAGGAGAGGAGUGGGUAGCACCCGUCGGCCAGAGAGGGUCACCUUCCGGGGCCAAUACACAGGCCAGGAGUACCAUGUUCUGACUCCCAAGACUGUCCCAAGAGGCAGUGGCCCAGUCUCCUGUCCCCACUGCCGACCCGCUAGGACAGAGGAUCCAGGUGAUGCUGGCACCAAGGACCCACUGGGACCAUCUCACACUGAGACCCAGCGAUGUCCCCUGUGUGGUCGAGUUGGGUCCUCCUCCAAGGGGGAGGACCCAGACUCAGCCAGCUCUGCACCAGAAAUGGCCGCCACCAGGAGAAACGCAUCUUCUACCUCCAGCCCCAAACAAAGGAGCAAGCGGACAGGGUCGUCACCCGGGCCGCCUCCUGCACUGUGGUAUCUGGCUGCCGCGCCCUCAGCACCAGCCCCUCCUGCCUUUGCCUACGUCUCCUCGGUUCCCCUCGUGCCUUAUCCAUCAGCCACUGUGUACUACGCGCCUCCAGCACCUACCUCAGCCCCCUUGGCCCGAGCAGCUGCCGAGUGGCCCCCCGCAGCCUCCUCUCGGCCGGCCAGGAGACCCCGGCACUCCAUCCAGCUGGACCUGGAGGACCUGGAGGAGCUCAACAAGGCCCUGAGCCGAGCGGUCCAGGCUGCCGAGAGCGUCCGCUCCACCACCAAGCUCAUGAGCCGCUCCCUGUCGGCCGACCUGCGCCAGGCCCGCAGCCUGCGGGGCUCCUGCCUCUUCUGACUGCGCUCAAGGCUCAGAGAUGCACAGUGGGCAGGGGUGGGCAGUCCCUAUCGCCCUGGAGGCCCCGCAGACCCUCGUGAGGA